This is a messenger RNA of Thalassophryne amazonica, 909 nucleotides long. It is a transcript of the gene rad1, whose product is annotated as RAD1 homolog (S. pombe). The transcript is spliced from 7 exons. Gene Ontology annotation, molecular function: 3'-5' exonuclease activity. The record is from RefSeq and is a predicted model, not a curated record. Gene Ontology annotation, cellular component: nucleus; checkpoint clamp complex. The coding region runs from base 52 to 891 and encodes 279 amino acids. Gene Ontology annotation, biological process: DNA damage checkpoint signaling; DNA repair. NCBI's taxonomy places the organism in Eukaryota, Metazoa, Chordata, Actinopteri, Batrachoidiformes, Batrachoididae.
GAAGGAAGCGGGAAGCGGCGCUGGCAUUUUUUAUUUGUAACUCUUGCUGUGAUGCCUCUGUCGACUCAUUCUCAGACUGAUGAUGAGCAGUACAUUUUUGUGUCCAGUUUGGAUAAUGCUCGCAACCUCUCUAACAUGCUGAAAGCAAUCGCCUUCAAAGACCAUGCCAUCUUCAUGGCCACUCCCAAUGGGCUGAAGGUUACUGUGGAAGACUCCAAAUGUCUACAAGCCAAUGCCUUCAUCCAGGCUGACAUCUUUGAGGAAUUCACGAUUAAAGACGAUCUGGUGGGUUUUCAGGUUAAUCUUACUGUUCUGUUGGAUUGCCUGACUAUUUUCGGAGGAAGCACAGCACCAGGAGUGUCAACAGCCUUGCGGAUGUGCUACAAAGGCUAUGGUUACCCUCUGAUUCUGUUCCUGGAGGAAGGUGGAGUCGUGACUGUGUGCAAGAUCAACACACAAGAACCAGAAGAGCCAAUCGACUUUGACUUUAGCAGCAGCAACGUUACAAACAAGGUGAUCCUGCUGUCAGAGAGUCUGAAAGAAGCCUUCUCUGAACUUGAUAUGACCAGCGAGGUGCUGCAGAUCACAAUGUCCCCCAGCCAGCCAUACUUUAGAUUGUCCACUUUUGGAAACUCUGGAAAUGCACAUUAUGAUUAUCCUAAAGAUUCAGACAUGAUGGAACUAUUCCAGUGCACAAAAACACAGACCAACAGGUAUAAGAUGUCUUUGCUGAAGCCAUCUACCAAGGCUCUGGCUUUGUCCUGUAAAGUGUCUGUGAGAACAGACAGCAGGGGCUUCCUCUCCCUACAGUAUCUGGUCAGGAAUGAUGACGGACAGAUCUGUUUUGUAGAAUAUUAUUGUUGCCCUGAUGAGGAGGUGGAAGAGGACUGACAAGUCCACCUGCCACCA